CGUUUCCCUUUAAAUGUCGCAGCUGAGCGCAACCAGGAAGCAGCGCGGCGAUCUGAGCCCGAUCCUCCAUCAUCAACAGUCCUGGUUGUUUAUUUCCUGCUCUCUUCCACUGCGCCGCCGGGUUAUCUUCUGUUUUUUAUUUCCUGAGGUGAAAGUAAAGGGUUAGAGUUGGGCUGCGUGAACCCUCCAGGAGCAUGGCCGACGGUCCAGACGCUGAUGUUGACAACCCGCCCAGUAUCAUUUUCCCCCCGCUCAUCACCGUGUCCGAUCUGCCCAGCACUGCUGCAGGUCGUAACCUGAAGGAAUGGCUCCAGGAGCAAUUCUGUGACAAACCCCUGGAGCAGGAUGACAUGCGGCUCCACAACGCAGCCUACGUGGGCGACCUGGACACCCUGAGGAACCUGCUGCAGGAGGAUGACUUCAGACGGCGUAUUAACGAGAAGUCUGUGUGGUGCUGUGGCUGUCUGCCCUGCACGCCUCUGCGGAUCGCAGCCACGGCCGGACACGCCGCCUGCGUGGCCUACCUGAUCUCCCAGGGAGCCGAAGUGGACCUGGUCGACGUCAAAGGUCAGACGGCCCUCUACGUGGCGGUGGUUAAUGGUCACCUGGAUUGCGCCCGGAUCCUCCUGGAAGCCGGAGCUGAUCCCAAUGGGAGCCGCCACCACCGCAGUACCCCGCUGUACCACGCGGCGCGGGUGGGGAGGGUGGAUAUCCUGCAGGAGCUCAUCAGAUUCAAUGCUGAUGUGGACAUGGACCACCAGCUGGGCCCCCGGCUCCUCCUAAGCGCUCGAACCCUGAACACUUUGGUGGUGUGUCCUCUGUACAUCAGUGCUGCCUACCACCACCUUGAAUGUUUCCGCCUGUUGCUCCAAGCCGGCGCGCAGCCGGACUUUAACUACACCGGGCCCGUCUGCCAAGAGGCCCUGACCCGGGGCCUUGCCUCCUGCCUGCUGGAUGCAGUCCUGCGACACGGAUGUGAGGUGAGCUUCAUCCACCUGCUGCUGGACCACGGAGCAGACCCGGCACUUGUGCCGUGGCAAGAUGUGGAGCUAGAGGCGCCGAACCGAAGGAAGGUGGAUCCAGAGGCACUCGGGGUGUUCCUGGACGCAAAGAAAAACCCUCAUAGGCUCACACACGUGUGUCGCAUCAGGAUCCGCAGAGCAAUGGGCAAAAGUCGCCUGACCCACAUAGCUUCAUUACCGCUACCAGAACCCAUCAAGAACUUCCUGCUACACCGAAACUGACUACCAUCUACCUUGUGGUCUCGGAGAGCGUAUGUCCAACGUAAUCCUUGUCCCGAAGACAAGUUGCUUUUACUUUAUAAAAAAUAAGUAGUUAUUUUUUAAAAGUUAAAAGUUCUGUAUGAACUUUGCGUCACUGUAAGGAUUUUCUUUUUAUUAUUCUCUUUUUUUUAAGUUAUCAAGGGAGCCUUAGCCAUGUCUGAACUGUCUUACAGCAAAUGUUUUCUUGUUACCUCCCAAAUCACAAAAAUGCGUUAUGGCUCGUGUUCAGGUCUGGCCUAAAAACCAAAGUAAGAAUUAGCCUGAACCCAAAUGAAGGCUCACGUUUGUACAAGUGUGAUUGUACUGAUCCAGCUUCUUCAGUUGCUCUUUUACAUUCAUGUAAUCCAGGACUUCAUCCAGUCAUCUAUUUAAUAUUUAAAGAAAACGUCUUAUCUUUUCUAAAGUGUUGCCACAGACGACUGUGAUAACUCAAUGUGGCAAAAUAUUUGUCAAAUUAUUCAGCCAAAGAUGCUGCAGUUAACCCCUAAAAUUACAAUGAAAAUUGCACAGUUACAUUCCCCAACUGAUAAUCAAUGUUAUAAAACCUAAAGUUAGUUAUGCUUUCAUGUUAUUGAGUGUUAUUAAUUAACCACCUACUCACUUCGUUAACAUGUUCUAGUGUCUGGUGGUGGUACUGCACUUUGGAUCUUCUAAAGAUAGGAUUUUAUGGCGUUAACCCGCUCUUGCUUCUUCAUGUUACUACAAUGGGUGUAACAGUAUACUACAGUCAAAGUUCAGUAGGUUUUGGGUAACCAUUCAGUAUGGUACCUCAGCAAGAAGAAACACUUCUUUAAACUGAAAACAACACUCAAAGAAACAGUGAGAGAAAAAUAAACCAUCCUUGGCUGGUGAGAUUACAGGAAGGUGAGAUUUAUGAACUGGUAAGAGAACCAGUAUAUCUGUAAGCCAUAUGUCAAACAAAAUGUCAGAUUAAGUAGAAAACCAAUCUUGUUUUUAAAAUGGAACAAAAUAAAAAAUAAAAAACAAUUAGAGAUUAUUUCCAUCAAUUUUGGGCUGUACUUCAUACGUGUCAUUAUCACCUGCUAUUCUUGCAUUAAUUUGGUGUGGACUGCUGUAGAUAGAAGCUUAAUCUGCUCAUUUUGUGUCUUGGUAUUCAAGAAAAAGUAAUAUAAACUUGUGUUUACUCCUUUGCAUAAAAGUGAUAAUUGCCUGUGACCGAUGUAUUAUUCGUCUAACUGUAUGUACCCAUGAGGGUGAUGUCUGAGCCUUAGUUCAGUAUAAAUGUGUGUAUUGUUACACCCCUGAGUACUACAGCCAAGAAGAGACAAACCAAACAUGGUGUUUUCAGCAGGCUUUUCCCAGCAUUUGUAGACUGCUAGUGGUGGUUGAGUCGAUUGCAGUUACCAAUUUGUGCCACUAGAUGGUGAUGCAUACUGUUAUAUGACACUUUUAUCUAAAUAUUUUGCACUGUGUUAAGUUGGUGUGCAUUUAUGAAUAAAACGGUAAAUUAAAGGCCCUUGAUACAUAUUAAAAUAAUAGUAGCCGGAGAGAUGUUUACAUAAUAGACCUUAUUACUACACGUAUACAGGCUAUAAACAGGAUCUUGACCAACAUGUAGUUGUGUAAGAAAAGUUCUUUCUGUAUCCCUGACAAUCUAAAAAAUAUUGAUAGAAAUGUUUUUAACUUUGUAUUUGUUAGCCAGAAAGCUGCCUUCUCUGGGAAUAUGUUGCAUAUGUUGUCUUCAGUCCAGGUCUGCUCCACAGCUACUUUUUCUCAAAUACUAACAUUUAAAUGUGGUGCAUGUGUAACAUGUCGGUGUGUGUUGCUCAGAAAUGUGUUAUAUUUAUUUGCAAACAUUAAAUCUGGUCUCUGACGUUU
Molecule: messenger RNA, 3122 nt
Organism: Girardinichthys multiradiatus
Lineage: Eukaryota; Metazoa; Chordata; Actinopteri; Cyprinodontiformes; Goodeidae
Gene: asb1
Product: ankyrin repeat and SOCS box containing 1
Exons: 5
Coding region: 195-1244 (349 amino acids)
Biological process (GO): protein ubiquitination; intracellular signal transduction
Cellular component (GO): ubiquitin ligase complex
Molecular function (GO): protein binding
Source: RefSeq, a predicted model, not a curated record